UAUGAAACGGAUCGCCGACGAGGAACUUGUGCGAGAGGAGCGUGCAGAGGAGAGUACACAGAAAUGGCUGCAGGAUGCCAAGUUUCAAGAGAUUUUAGGCGCUGAUUCGUCGCAUAAGUCUCUCUUCGUUUUGCUCUCCCAUCCCGAUGGAUCUCAAGGCAUUCUGCUUGCCAACAAGUCUCCGUUUUCCGAAGAAAAAUCCGAUAUCGAGAAGCUUCUGGCGACUGCACAGCUUCAAGAAAUCUCCAGAAAUGACAUUUUCGGGUCCUAUAAUAUAGAAAUCGAUCCCAAAUUGAAUUUGCUAAAAUCUCAACUAAUCUACCCGAUAAACGAUCGUCUCAUUGCAAAAUACCGUCAGGAGGAGAAAUUCGUGAUUCGAGAGACUCCAGAGCUUUAUGAGACUGUUACAAGGCCGUAUAUUGAGAAAUAUCAGCUGAAUCUCAAUUGGGUGUACAAUUGCCUGGAAAAGCGCUCGGAAGUCGAUAAAAUCGUGUUCGAAGACCCCGACAAUGAAAAUGGCUUCGUACUUCUUCAGGAUAUCAAAUGGGACGGAAAAACCUUGGAAAAUCUCUAUGUUCUCGCUAUUUGUCACCGCCACGGCCUGAAAUCUGUCCGGGAUUUGACUGGAGAUGAUUUGGAGAUGCUGUACAACAUGCGUGACAAGUCCCUCGAGGCAAUAAAUCAGAAAUAUGGCCUAAAAACCGAUCAAAUCAAGUGCUAUUUCCAUUAUCAACCGUCUUUUUAUCAUCUUCACGUUCAUUUUAUCAACCUAAAAUACGAUGCCCCGGCGAGCACUACAAUGUCGGCUAUCCUGCUCGAUGACGUCAUCAACAAUUUAGAGCUUAACCCGGAGCAUUAUAAGAAAUCCACGUUGACAUUUACCCGAAAAAAUGGCGAUAAACUGAUGGAAAUGUUCCGGGAAGCUUUGAAAAAUUGACAAAUUAAUAAUUUUUUGCGUUGAUUUUUUAAUUUAUAAAUUGUUUUUUUUUCUG
Caenorhabditis elegans is the source of this 992-nucleotide messenger RNA. RefSeq names its product m7GpppX diphosphatase (gene dcs-1). Gene Ontology annotation, cellular component: nucleus. Gene Ontology annotation, molecular function: RNA 7-methylguanosine cap binding; hydrolase activity; 5'-(N(7)-methyl 5'-triphosphoguanosine)-[mRNA] diphosphatase activity. Gene Ontology annotation, biological process: mRNA methylguanosine-cap decapping; nuclear-transcribed mRNA catabolic process, deadenylation-dependent decay; deadenylation-dependent decapping of nuclear-transcribed mRNA. The transcript has 6 exons. Bases 2 to 937 code for a protein of 311 amino acids. NCBI's taxonomy places the organism in Eukaryota, Metazoa, Nematoda, Chromadorea, Rhabditida, Rhabditidae. The record is from RefSeq and is marked reviewed.